Molecule: messenger RNA, 1377 nt
Organism: Trichobilharzia szidati
Lineage: Eukaryota; Metazoa; Platyhelminthes; Trematoda; Strigeidida; Schistosomatidae
Source: the annotation of a GenBank genome assembly
AUGUCACACCCUGCAGUCUCAAUUAUUAAAAUGCUACCAGAAGAUUCAGGGAAUAACUUGUUGGAAAAUCCUGGGGAAAAAGUCACUCAGCGUGUCGUCUUACUUCCAAAACAAAGUAGUGGAGGAAACCAACUAGUUUGGCGCGGUGGCUGCUUGCAAAGCAUAUUGAGUGAUGCUUCGUCUCAGAACAUUCAUCCCAUCUUAGGAAAGCCAGGAAGUGAAGCAGAAAAUUCUCAAAAUACGGCACUCACUACAAGUUGUUUCGGAAGUAAACCGUUCCCAUCGUCAACACCUUCCAUGUGGAAUCCAAAUCAACGAUAUUCUGCCAACGAUGCGACUUACCAGGACACAAAAAAUAGUCUUAAAAGACCUAGAGGUGUCUUAAAUUCUAAUGAUGCAGGAAGUAAUAGUGAAUCAUCUGAUGAAAAAUCAUCUCCCAAGGUUCGCGCAACUAAAUCUCGUGGUCGGACACAAACAAAGCGUUCAGGGAGAAAAAAUACUGCUAAGCCAGUGCAACCACUUCUUCUAACCCCACGGUCUUUCCAUCCUCCAGGAAAUUUGUUACUUCCUCCACUUGACCUGAUUUCUAAAUUUGAUGGUUUCGCUUCAUUUGAAACGGACAAGUUGACAGCAAAUAAUAACUCGAGUGGACUGCCAACUAUUAAUGAGGAAAAUAAUGAAGAAGCAACAACAACAACAACAGCUAAUUCUGCAUCUGUAGCAACUGCUGGUCGAAUGAAAAGUAGUGCAGGAAUAAAUGACAUCGAUUUUGAGGAAUUAAAACACUACAGACGUCUGAAUGGUUACUCUUUGUUUGUUCAUGUAAAUAAGAAAAAGUAUGGUUCUUCUCCGGGAGUUGCACUAGUGGAUGAUGCAAACGAUGCUACUGAUAACAAUCCAAGUAGUGUGGGUACAGGAAAGGAAAAUCAGAAGUCAUCGAAUCAUAGAUGGCAGGCUUUAUGGCUGACAAUGCCAGAGAAAGUUAAACGUGAAUGGAAAAACAAGGCAAGGCGUCUACUAAAACAAAUUGAACAACACGGAAAACGUGAAACUGUCGCAGAAGAUCGAAAAUUAAAAGAACGUGAUCGUUUGGAAGUUCAAUUGAGUCGUACUCAAACAACAUCUUACAGUCUACUUGAUUUAGCUGCUCACUUCCAGUUGCUAAGCGAUCGGUUUGCAGUAUUUGCUAAGAACGUUAGUGAUUAUGAGGGACCAGUCGACCCAGUUGGCGUAGAAUCCUUACUCCUUGACGGGCUUUUAACAUGUUUGGUCCCAUUAAUUGCUUUAGCUGGUGAAUUGGAGCCAUUUUCAAAAGUUCCCGACCCCAAGAUUAUAUGCGAUGCUUUAACCAAUCUUACUUUCAUUGCCCCAUUCUAA